AUGUCCGUCAUACGCCUGGCCAGCAAGUCGCUGAUUCGGAUAUGUGGACCCGAGGCUACCCCGUUCUUGCAAGGAAUUGUUACCAAUGAUAUUUUGUAAGUUCUUUUUGUUUGUUUUGGUUUUUAGAUAGUACAAUCCAUAUCUGAACCGUUUUUUGUAUCCACGGCAACGAUUUACUAAUGAGGAGUGCGCUUAUGCAGGGAUCUCACUUCUCAGUAUCUUACGGGCAGAUUUUUUGGCAAAAAUUAUAUCUAAUUGACAAAGUACCAAGUAAAGCAUCAAUGUUACCUUUGUUUUUGGGAUUUAGCGAGUAAACAUUUGGAUCCUUGCAACUAAUUUGCUUUUAAUACAUAUUUAUCACUUCUUCUUCUUUUUUAUUUAUUUCUGACUUUGAUUUCUCAAUUUCAGCCUGCUAGAAGCCAAGAAAAUGAUAUACUCCUUCAUCCUCGGCCCUCGCGGUCGAAUAGUCAGCGACCUCUUCAUUUAUUCGCAUGAGCGGGACAACUACUUACUUGAAGUGGACGGAUUUAACCGUGAGAGCUUCGUGAAGACACUCACGCUGUACCGUCUCCGAAAGAAGGCUGAUAUUAUACUUGACGAGACCCCCAUCAACUUUUCGGAAACUCCUGUGGACGGAGCGUUGGAGGAUGCUCGCGCAAAAGGAUUUGGAUAUCGAUUGUUAGGAGAAGUUCAAGCAUCUACAAGCGAAGAAGACUACGUGGAAAGACGAAUGGACUACGGUAUUCCAGAGGGUCGGGAUGAAUUAUAUGAUCAGAUACCGUUGAACGUAAAUGGAGACAUUAUGAAUGGAAUUAGUUUUGAUAAAGGCAAGUGCAUUUCAUUCCUUUUGUUUCAAUUUUUAGGUAUUAUUCGGUUUGAAGAGCCUUCAUGAAUAAUAUAAAAAUUUCAGGUUGCUACGUUGGCCAAGAACUCAUAGCAAGGACACAUCAUACUGGAGUCAUCAGAAAGCGACUAGUACCAUUUACAGCCACGGUGGAGAACUGCGAAGGCUUCAUUCGCACGCUGGACAAUCAACGGAGGGGAAAGGUCAUUCGAUCAAAAGGUUUCAAAGGAAUUGGAUUGGUGCACCUGGAGUCGAUCAAAGAGCCCUUAUUCGUCAAAAAAGAGCCCAUCAAACCAAGAAUACCUGACUGGUGGCCAGAGGAAUUAAGAGAUGCAAAUUAG
Molecule: messenger RNA, 1185 nt
Organism: Bursaphelenchus xylophilus (pine wood nematode)
Lineage: Eukaryota; Metazoa; Nematoda; Chromadorea; Rhabditida; Aphelenchoididae
Source: the annotation of a GenBank genome assembly